AUGUCCGUCCCAUUUUGGUCUAGUGCCCAGCCUCUAUUCAUGAUACGAGAUCUUUCAAAACCUGGGGCAUGGCCGCCGACGGAGCUGAGUUUGCUCCGUGUGUCCAAUUCGAUGCUGUCUUGCACCAACAAGCCCCAGCAGCUUUGCCAGAAGUACCGGCUCCUGGGGAACGCUGAUCAAUGCCAAAAUGCCACCAAAGCGAGCAUGCGAUAUCUGCUAUCAUCCAAUGUCUUAUCCCUGCAGAGGGCCCUCCGUGCGACUGGUGCAGCCAUCAUGAUUCCGAAUGCACUUUUCACCGCGAUGCGCCACGGAGGAAGAGGAAAGCCAAUAACGGCUCUUUCUCUUAGGGUAACGUUGGGCGACGUCCAAGGCCUCAACAAUCGCAUACAGCAGCUCGAAGAUGCGCUAGCCAAGGCGAACUCUCAGCAACCAACUCAGGCAGACACCCCUAAUCAAGGCCAACCAACUCCAGCGAUAUCCGUAUCUGAGGAGAUUUCAAACUCAGCAUCUGUCCAAAGUCCAAUUCAAGCAACUAUUCAGAACUCUAUUGCGUUUUCCGAUCAAUCACUCUCUCCACUGGUCUUCUCUCAAACCCCCACCAGUGUGGAUGAUACUUACACAACACCACUAGUAGAUGGGCCCGGCAGCUAUGUCGGUCCCAAUUGGUUCUUCAGAGGCAUCCACGCAUUCUCCGAAGAUGGGCGUAGAUGGAUUUCCUCCAAGACUGGUCAAACCAUCGAUUGGAGUAAACUUCAAAUAUUCACACCAAAGCCAUCACCUUUCGCGAGGAGACACGCGCAACUUUCGUCAGAUCUUUGUCAACUUCCGGAUCGAGCUUCUUUAAGAGAGCUUCUGUCUUCGUACUUCAUUUCAUCUUUCCGCUUAAGAUACCCACUCAUUGACAAAGUUCUCUUCGAAGAGACAAUCAACGAGGCUUACGGAGACCCCGACAAUAUUUCACCUCUACCAAUUCGCCUGGCUGCCCGGGCCUGCGUCUUCGGAGUCGUCAGUCUCAUGACGUUACUACCAGACGCUCAGCCUGGUUCCUUAGGGCUAGACGGCAAUGAGAGCGCAGCCAGAGCCAGCUAUCUUCUCAGUCAACUUGUCGGAUAUGCAAGCCUCACAACGUUGCAAACAACCCUGUUACUACAUGUGCAACGUCUCUUAUGCGGUUAUUGGCAAGACGCCGAUUCGCUACUGCCAGGAGCCUGCCGUACAGUGGGUGCACUCGGCGGGCACCAUUAUCAGCCCUUGAAAACCCUUACAGGAGAGAUCCCGCUGUCUGAGAGAAGACAAUGCCAUAUUAGGAACCUCUUCUGGGUUUGCUACAUGUCGGAUAAAGACUUGUCCCUACGGACAGGACAGCCUCCACUACUUGCUGACAUCUACUGUGAUCUCACCGUCCCAGAAACUUACCUGAGCUCUUACACCUAUCUACGUGGUCUUAAUGAGUAUCUCCACCAUUCAGAUGCAUCAAGCGAUGAGGCCCGCACACCGCACUUCUCGGGAGACGCUCAAUUAGGGUAUCUCAAAGAGAAGGUAUAUCGGCUACUUUACUCGGCACAAGCCCUGAGGAACAAAGACAAUCGUCUCUUGAUUUCAAUUCGGGAACUAGAUGACGAGAUUGAAUGCUGGCGUCUGUCAGUUCCGGUGGACUUUCGGCCAGCUCUCUCAGUCUCGUCAAAUACUCUUCUAAUAACGCCGGAAACAAAACCACCUCAUGCACGACGAUAUUUUCACCUUCUUCUAGAGUAUUGGUACCUGAUGAUCUACGUUCAUACCACAGUCAGACGAUAUGAUGCACAUACGAUAAUUGGCGACGGGGGCCAAGACCUUCACAGGGUCAUUCACUCAAGCUAUGACUUAUCAAUGGAAGCCGGCAGAUCGACGCUUCGAUGCCUGCGGGUGUGUAUGAAUACCUUCUCCUAUGAAGGCUUCUGGUUAGUCAUCAUAUUCCCUUCGGCUUCCUCAAGCAUCAUUGAACCCAUACCCGCAGCCAAUAUUCUUGUGCUGCUGAUAUUUUACGCCACCAAUGCGGCCAUUGCUCUGUUUCUCAAUAUGAUCAUACACCCAGAAGAUGCAGACGGCCAGCUCGAUCUCGAGCUUCUAAUUUCGGCCGCUAACGCAAUCCGUGUAUCAAUACCGCGGGCCUCAACACGUGAAGAAAGUGCGCGCAUUCAGAGAACGUCCGACUUCAUGAUGUGGCUCAUGUGGCUCGGCUCAUGCGCCAUCACCAAGUCGCAGGAAGAGGGAUUACAACACGAACUGUGA
Messenger RNA from Colletotrichum lupini, 2271 nucleotides. Its product is annotated as fungal specific transcription factor. Gene Ontology annotation, molecular function: zinc ion binding; DNA binding. Gene Ontology annotation, biological process: DNA-templated transcription. The record is from RefSeq and is a predicted model, not a curated record. Lineage: Eukaryota; Fungi; Ascomycota; Sordariomycetes; Glomerellales; Glomerellaceae. The transcript has 6 exons. The coding region runs from base 1 to 2271 and encodes 756 amino acids.